AUGGCAGCAACUGGAUUGGGACAGGUUAUAUCAUGGUACAUUUGUACCGUGGUUGCUUUUGUGUUUGUGGUGAUGAGGAUGGCUGUCAAGCUGAAGAACGUGUCAACGUUGUCGCUUGAUGAUGGCUUUUUGCUGCUUGCGACAGCGUGUUUGAUAGGGGAUCUCGCUAUUCAGCAGCAUAUGUGGAAUCUAGGAAUGGCCAACAUUGGAGGAGCAAGCCGCGAGGAGUUCAUCGGAAUCAUGCAGAUGAUUAUACCCGGAUCCAUCCUUUACGUUACAUCGCUGUGGUCUAUCAAGAUUGCUCUUGUUCUGUUCUACAAGAGGCUAGCCCUGAGGACAAAAUGGCAAAUGAUUUUCAACAUCAUGCUUGGCCUUUUGGUUGCCAAUUGGCUUGUCAUAUUUUUUGAUAUCAUUUUUCAAUGUUUUCCGGGCGAUAGACGAUGGUCGCAAGAUCCAACAGAACAAUGCUCUACGAAGGCAGCAGAUAUCAACUACUGGAUUACGAUCCUCACCAACAUAUUUUCUGAUGUGAUUAUCAUUAGUUUACCCAUCUCCAUGGUGCUUAAUUUGCAGAUGCCACUUAAGCAAAGGCUAGGAGUCGCAGCUAUGUUUGCUCUUGGAUUUUCUGUUGUGAUUGCAAGUUGCAUCCGAGCUUACUUUUCCAAACUUAACGAAACGAUGUUGACUUGCACUGUGUCAAUGAUCGAGACAGCAGUGGCAAUCAUCGCUACCUGCCUACCAGUUCUUCGCACUCUCAUUUUGGGUCAAAUAUCCCGCGUGGGAACUUCCUCUGCAGGCAGACAUUACGAACUAUCUUCUUCCCAUCACGCACGCGUUAUCGCACAGUCUCGUGCGAAAAACACUACAUAUUCUGUCGGAGCAACGACCAAAGCCAACGAGUCGGAAGAUGAGCUUGUCAAAGAAGAAGCAUCGAGAUCAAGCGAAUUCUCAUCGAUCGCUCAGGAUCCAAAAGGCAUUGAGGUCACGACGGAGUAUCGGGUUUUUGAGGAGCAUCGUCCGACGGGACAAUUGAAGUUAGAUGUAUAA
Glarea lozoyensis ATCC 20868 is the source of this 1047-nucleotide messenger RNA. RefSeq lists its product as uncharacterized. NCBI's taxonomy places the organism in Eukaryota, Fungi, Ascomycota, Leotiomycetes, Helotiales, Helotiaceae. The transcript has 9 exons. The record is from RefSeq and is a predicted model, not a curated record. The coding region runs from base 1 to 1047 and encodes 348 amino acids.